Adineta ricciae is the source of this 1134-nucleotide messenger RNA. NCBI's taxonomy places the organism in Eukaryota, Metazoa, Rotifera, Eurotatoria, Adinetida, Adinetidae. The record is from the annotation of a GenBank genome assembly.
AUGACGACAAGCGACAUUAUGAUACAGUUGGCCGGCGACUGCAAAGAUCUACACAUGUACGAUCAUGAACUGAGUUGCCAUGAAAAGCACCUUAUGUUAUUUUCUAAUGGAAACCUUACGCCGGAUUAUGACAUUAUUUCUGGCCUUUACUUCAGUAUCAUCGGUAUUUACACAAAGUAUAAGCCGGAUUACGAACAAGCGCUUCGAUAUCAUGCCAUGAGAAAUCAAAUGAUCACGGAGGACAUGGUAUACAUACUUAUACAGAAAUUGUAUAUAAAAGAGAAUAUGGUAGUAGCCGCUGCUGACAGUCACAUGCAAUUAGCACUUAUUCAUUUAGCAUUUCAUGAAUACGAUUUAUCUUACGUGUGUUUUCAAAUCGCUUUACAGAUGGUCGAUGGAAUAGAACUGGAUAUGAAAAAACAACAUUUGGCUACGAUUGAACGAAAAUUGGCUCUUGUUUGCUCGAAACAAAAGAAAUAUGCUGCAGCAAAUGAACAUCUUGAGAAGGCCAUAAAAUAUUAUCAGGAAGAUAAUCCACGUGAAAACAAUGAGAAAGUGAUUGUCUACAUUCAAGAAAGAAUUGCAGAUAAUUGCUGUGGAUUGGAUAACUUUACUGCAGCUAUUGAAUAUUAUUUGGAUGCAUCAAAAUUUUACGCCAGCAACAAUUGUAUUUCAGGUCACGAUGAUGAAGAAUCACUUUAUUUUGGUGCCGACAGACUUGCAAGUAUAUCAGAAAAACUAGCUGAUAUCUUCGUUAAAUUACAUCAGUAUACUAUCGCCAAAAAAUUACUGAUCAUGAGCUUGAGUAUCCACUACGAUGGUAUGCCUGACCUUGAGGAAUUUCAGACAAUAAGCGAAUCUCGUGAUGAAACAUCAGUUGAAGAAGUUGCUGUUCAAAUGGAGAUGCUUUUAGGCAAGUUAAAGAAUAUAGAGAUGAAGAACGAUGAUGCAACACAACCUGCGCAAUACGAACAUUCGAUUACGAUCUUACUUGAAGAUUAUUCCGUAUGGAGACAAAGAAGUCGAUCAAAGCCGCCACGUCAAAUAGAAACAAGUUCGGAUGGUUACAAGAUAAUUGAAGAUGCCAAUCUUAUUCGCUUUAUCAUCCAUAAAAAUAAACAGAAAUAUAUCUGA